Somion occarium is the source of this 997-nucleotide messenger RNA. The record is from the annotation of a GenBank genome assembly. Lineage: Eukaryota; Fungi; Basidiomycota; Agaricomycetes; Polyporales; Cerrenaceae.
CUUGCUUCACAGUGUUUCGCCGGACCCUCCUGUAAACUCAAUGUUAAUGGUCUUGGCAGUUUGGCAUUCCCUUCUCCUCCUGCAUCCUCGACUCCUAGAGUCCUAGACUCUCCGUUAUUUAUACUGACCUAUUCCCCAACUUCACAAUAUCAUCUCUCUCAACGAAACUUGAACGAUCAUCAUGCCGUCGGACAUACCGAGCAGUGACAUCCCUCUCUACUUCCUCGCUAUAUUCUUACCUCCAGUAGCUGUAUUCCUCAAGCGAAAAUUUGAACUUGAUUUUUGGAUCAACAUUCUACUCACCUUUCUUGGAUGGAUUCCCGGUGUCUUGCACGCUUGCCCGCUUUCCAGCCAUUCAACACCUCAAUCCCAAUUCUUCCGCUGUAUCGAUAUCUUUACUGAACAUAGUGUACAAUAUGUAGCAAAGCGUCAACCAAUCGACUCGAUAGUCUCGUAGUUUAACAAAGGACUCAUGAUGCCAUUUCAACGAUGCUUAUUGGUAUGCCGGGUGAACUUCAUCGUGAAGUUGAGCGAAACGCCAUAAACAGGAUAUAAUCCACAACCAAGGAAAGUACAACACAGAAAACACGGGAUAUCAAAAGCAGACGAAAAAAGAUACUACUAACUACAUAGUGUAAAAGCUGAACACCAACAAGAGAAAACCAAAGAACUUGAAAAAUGACACACAUAGAGCGGUCGAAAACAGAGAACAAUUGAAGAUCAUUGCUAUCAGUCAACCUUCUUUGCCUCCCCGUUCUCUAUCGGUUUCCGUCGUUCCAGAACUUGAACCCAUUUCUUUGGGAACCAGCCCUCCCGACCUUCUCUUGUACGGCCUUUCCACCACUCACUCUCGACCUGGAUUCAGGAGAUGCAUCAGCACUCAGGCAUAGAAAUAGAAGAGAAAUACAAUGAAUGGGCACGUACCUCUAACCGAGGGUCAACUUCAGCCCCUGUAGCAGGAUCCAAUUUCCCCAUGAUCGCCACAAUCUCAUUCUCC